AGAAUCUUUGUUCUAAGAGGUUAAGAUUGGAUGAUUUGGACAGAUUAGAGCGCCAAAUUGUUAUCACGCUUUGUAAGCUUGAAAUGAUUUUUCCUCCAGCAUUCUUUGAUAUUAUGGAGCAUUUACCUAUUCACUUGGCAAGUAAGGCCAAAAUAGCUGGGCCAGUACAAUAUAGGUGGAUGUUCCAAAUUGAAAGUGUAUCAAAUAUCAUGACUAGUAGAACCAAAGGAGUGCGUAAGAAUAAAGGUACAAGUUUGCAAGCUAAUCUAGAGCCAAAGCAAACCCCUGGUGAAGGAAGUCGAGAUGCAAACAUGCAGUCUACUAUGACUAGUAGGAUUAAAGAAAGGCGUAAGACUAUUGUUAAUGCUCCUGUACAGACACAACACAUUGUGAACGACUCACAUAUUAAUAUGGAACCUAUCCAAAUACAAAGUGAUACUAAUCAUCCACCGGAGUUCUCCACUACACAAGAUACGGGGCAAAGUAGCGCUAGUUCAUGCACUAAUAGAAAGAAGGCACGUGGAGAGUCUCGUAACCUAAAACUAUUAAUUGAUUUUCCCAAAGGCGGAGUGCAAGUUGAAUUCAAGAAUGGCAAACCUAUAGGUGAUUCCGCGCAAUAUUUGAUCACUGAGAUGGGUGUAGUCUUGAAAAAUCCAUACAAUGCUCCUCUCAAUGUUAAGUGUUGGAAUGAUAUUGACAACAAAAAAAAAGACAAGAUCUGGAUGAUAUUGAAGGAGAAAUUUAUUUUGUUGGAGAGCAACAAAGAACACGUCAUGGACAUGCUACGUGAUCGUUAUAGACAAAGAAAGUACAAGAUGAAGGCAAAAUAUUAUAAUCCAAAAGCAACUUAUCAACAAAAUAUACGUAAUAAUCCUCCUUCAAUCCCAGAAGAUCAAUGGAAGUGGUUGGUUGAAUACUUUAGUUCUGAAAAGUUUCAGGAAAUGAGUUCAAGAAAUAUGACAAAUAGGUCCUUGCAAACAAUGGCACAUACAACCGGCUCAAAAAGUUAUGAGCGACUGCGUGAAGAUAAGGGCAAAGGGCUAUCCGACAAAGACUUUUUUGAGCUAACUCAUAGAAAGAAAAAUGGUGAUUGGGUUGACACACCUUCAAGACAAAUAAUGGAACAAUAUGAAAAGGAGAUCAAUGAUCGUCAAGCUGAGGAUGCAUCUACUGAUAUUGAUGAAAAUGAGAUAUUUACUGAAAUAGUUGGACAAAAGCGACGUGGACAUAUAAGAGGUAAAUUACGUCGAGCACAAGAAAUUCAAGCGAUGCGAGCACAAAUUGAAGCAGAGGUAGAGGCAAAAUGGGAAGCAAAGAUGAAAGAAAUUACUGAUAAACAACGAGAUAUGGAAAUAAUGAUGACUAAUAUUUUGAAACAUUUGGAUCGUACUACAUCUUCUCAACCGGUUGACAAUGAAAUGCAAUCUAGCACAAUAUAUCAUUCAACGUGAAAACUGGCCAAGAAGCAAUUACAUCCUUGUCAUCUCAUGAUGUGAUUCUUCAGGUAUCAAUCUCUUCUUAGCUUCGA
Molecule: messenger RNA, 1528 nt
Organism: Ananas comosus (pineapple)
Lineage: Eukaryota; Viridiplantae; Streptophyta; Magnoliopsida; Poales; Bromeliaceae
Exons: 9
Coding region: 84-1451 (455 amino acids)
Source: RefSeq, a predicted model, not a curated record